AUGGAGGAGGAGGAGCAUAGACGAAGCCAAAACAUAUACAAAAUAUGUCGGAGCAUAAAGCGCAGAGACAGCAGCCUCUACAACGCCCUGCGCUCCAUCUACGAGGACUCCAUCUUCGUUGGAGAAAUCGCUCAGCUAUGGCCGGAGCUCCCGCUCCUCGCCAAUCUCCGAUGCGGCCUCUGGUACUCCCCCAAUUUCCACUCCAAUUGUUACUUCAAAUCUACCGACGGCCACACCAACAACCUCUCUUUCAGUACCGCCCGCCUCAACCUCCAUGUCGCGCUCCUCGUUGCACAGAGAGGAGGAUGUAUCAUUGUCGAUUCAACACGAAAAGGGAAGAGGUUUCCUGAUAGCAUGUCCAAGACUAUUCCAAUUUGGACCUGUGUCUUAAAUCGUGCAAUUCUCAAUUAUAAGAGAAAACGGGAUAGAUGUGAUUGUCCGCAGAACCAAUCAGGCACCACAAAUGAGCCGGUGAAUCCUGACCAAGGCUCUUCUGAUUGGGAUUGUUCCUUGCAUCUUCCCCUUUGGGUUUCAGAAACUGAGAAAGAAAUGAUUGGAAAGCGUUUGGAAGGUUGGAAUAUGGAGUUAGAGGCUAGUGGAGCUGAUAUUGCCUCUAUUGCAUUAGCUUUGAGGAAACCUCUAAGGCCCUUGUGGAUUUCACAAAAAACUGUUAUCUGGUUAAAUGAAGUACCAGAAUUUGAUUCUUGGGAUUUUACACCUAUCAUACUUGUUUCAACAUCAUCUUUGAGUGGCUCUCAGCAGCGAACUACGUCUGAGUUUAGUUGGAAUUAUAUUGCUGGAGCUGGAGAUGAUGAAGAGAGUUGGGCUAGAGGUUUAUCGCCAGAUCUUUUCUGGAAACAUGUGAAUGACAUAAUAAGCUCAGGUCCUGACACAUGUAAUCAAAAGAUUGCAAAUAUUGUUGAAAAUGACCGAGUUUGUCGUGCAUAUAGGGGAGAAAAUGCACCGCAGGUGUCCGUCAGACCUUCUAAGUGCCUUGGGAGCACAAGUAAGGUUCUGAUAGGAGAGUCAUUACAGUUGGAUAGCAUAACGGUUGCUGAGGGUGAGAAAUCAAGUUACUAUCAUGGCAUAUUGUUUUUGGGCUCAACCAACAUUGGAGUUUGCAAAUCUCAACUUGCCAUGGAAGCCUCUCCUGCCUGCUGCAUAUUGAACUGUGAUAGGGAAUCAGUUUCUGCCUCUCUCCACAAUCCCGAGAUGUAUUUGCACUUGCCAAUUCUGGACUCCAAACUUGACCGUCGUUCUUUGUUAAGGAAUCUCCCAUCUGCUCUGAACUUUGCCCGGUCUCAGUUAAGACAGGGGAAUACCCUUCUAAUUUGCUGCUGCAAUGGAGAAGAUAUUAGUGUAUGCGUUUGUUUGGCUAUUUUUACAUCAUUUUAUGAUGAAACAGCAGGAAACUUUGAUGAUGGAAGAUGGUUGAGUAAGAGACUAAUCACGAAGCUGGAGCUGCGAAGACGGUUAGUUUUUGUGUGCAAGUACGUUGUUAAUGCGCGGCCAUCAAGGGGAAACUUGAAACAAGUGUUUGCGUGCCUCACUGGAGAAUGUAUCAUCCCUUCUGUUUCAUAAUAUAUGCAACACAAGUCUGUCACCAUCGGAUACUCGAUCCUCGCUAACGGUUGAAAGUUAAGCGACACCAGUAACAGCCCCCCGUCGGUGUAUGAGCCUCUUCGUGUGAUUUUUGAUCUGUGGUAUGUGUCUAAGCAUCGGUUUAGGCUUUCAGGGCUGAUGAUUAAUAAAUUAGACAAGUUUGCAGUGAUCAUUGUAUUAUUCUUCCAUGACAUGGCUUCUAUAUCACUAGUCUGAACAGCGUCUGUUGAAAGAUAUGUUUGUUUGGUUUGGACAAGAUUCUUGUUUAUUCAGAUAUGAAAAGUGAAAGAAGAUGAAUUUACAAA
This is a messenger RNA of Salvia miltiorrhiza (redroot sage), 1907 nucleotides long. RefSeq names its product tRNA A64-2'-O-ribosylphosphate transferase. NCBI's taxonomy places the organism in Eukaryota, Viridiplantae, Streptophyta, Magnoliopsida, Lamiales, Lamiaceae. The record is from RefSeq and is a predicted model, not a curated record. The coding region runs from base 1 to 1581 and encodes 526 amino acids. Gene Ontology annotation, molecular function: tRNA adenosine(64)-2'-O-ribosylphosphate transferase activity. Gene Ontology annotation, biological process: charged-tRNA amino acid modification. The transcript is spliced from 7 exons. Gene Ontology annotation, cellular component: cytoplasm.